UUGGAAACUUGUAGGGCAGGGUCGGAUGGGCGCGCACGGCAGAGGUCGGGUGCGGGGCGUCGCUGUCGCCGUCGAUGACGCGGUUCGGGAUCACCGCGUGCUUCAAUGCCAUGUCAUCGGCCGUCUUGAAGGCCGCCGCCACCAACGCUGCGUCAGGCGUCGUCCACGCGGUGCCGCGGACUGAGCCUGUUGUGUCCGCCGAGUGGCUGCACGCCAACCUCAGGGACCCCAAUGUGAAGGUACUUGAUGCCUCUUGGUCAGAAGAUGAUGGCGAGUUCCUCAUUCCAAUUGAGUUUAUGUUGUGUAGGUUUGUUCGUCAUGAUCUGGAUUGCCACAGUCGUGUUCAAGUCCAAUGAUAUCUUGCGCAAGCAGACCGCUCUCAAGGUUGGUUCUUCAUAAUAGCUUGUCUAUCAACGUGCUGCUUCUGCUUCUAGAGGUUAAUUAAUUGUUCUGCCAAGCAGACUGCUCUCAAGGGCUUGUGCUUAUCUUGUGUAUCAACGUUCUUGUUCUGCUUCUAGCACUGGGUCUGUCCCUUCUAUUGAGGAAGCCGGCUGGC
Messenger RNA from Triticum urartu, 556 nucleotides. NCBI's taxonomy places the organism in Eukaryota, Viridiplantae, Streptophyta, Magnoliopsida, Poales, Poaceae. The record is from RefSeq and is a predicted model, not a curated record.